Messenger RNA from Vicugna pacos (alpaca), 4411 nucleotides. NCBI's taxonomy places the organism in Eukaryota, Metazoa, Chordata, Mammalia, Artiodactyla, Camelidae. The record is from RefSeq and is a predicted model, not a curated record.
GCGCUUUGCUGUCGUGGGUCGCGGGAUGGGGCUGCGCCACCGAGGAAGGGGCUGCACGUGGGCACCGGACGCCCCUUCCAGCCCCGGGGAAAAGGACAGCCGGAAGCCGGCCCGCUUCUCCCGGCCGAUCCGGAUCCACGCGACCCGCUCACCCCGUCCACGCCUCGCUACUGCCCUGUGCAUCCCCUCGCGCCCUGCCACUGCCCUGUCUAUGCCACUCCCGCUCCCCCCGUGCACGGGCUCCGCAGUCCCACUCCCCCUUCCGCCGCAUCCGCUCCUGCUCCAACCGUCUGUGCACCUUCUCCGUCCAUACGACCCGCGCCCUGCUGCUCUCCGGUCCAUGCCUUCCGCUCCCCUGUCCACGCCGCCCUCCCGCCCGCUCCCGGUCCGCGCUACCAGCUUCCCCGUCCCCCCUCCACAUCGCCCAUUUCCCCGUCCACUCCCACCGCUCCUCCGCUCUCUCGUCCACACCGCGGGCUUCCCCGUCCAGGCUGCCGCUCCGGGUCCAGCCGCCCUCUCGCCCGCUCCCCGUCCACACCGCCCGCUUCCGCGUCCACGCCGCCCUCUCGCCCGCUCCCGGGCCGUGCGGUCCGCUCCACCGUUCCCCCUCCACAUCGCCCGUUUCCCCGUCCAGGCCGUCCGCUUCCCGGCCCAAGCCGCCGGCUCCGCGUCCACGCCGCCCUCUAGCCGGCUCCCGCGUCCACGCCGCCCGCAGAGAACUACAACUCCCACAAUGCCCCGCCGCCGCCCCGCGGCUUCCGGUGCUGCGCAGUUUCCGGAGCGGAUCGCAACCCGGAGUCCGGAUCCGAUCCCGCUCUGCACAUUCCAAAGGCAGGUGUCGGCGAUGGCGGAAGACGGCGAGGAGAUCAUGUUCAUCUGGUGUGAAGACUGCAGCCAGUACCACGACUCUGAAUGUCCCGAGCUGGGCCCGGUGGUCAUGGUCAAAGACUCCUUUGUGUUAAGCCGGGCACGGUCGUCCCUUCCUUCCAACCUGGAGAUCAGACGACUGGAAGAUGGGGCUGAGGGGGUGUUUGCCGUAACGCAGCUUGUCAAGCGCACGCAGUUCGGUCCAUUCGAGUCCAGGAGAGUCGCCAAAUGGGAGAAGGAGUCUGCGUUUCCUCUGAAGGUAUUCCAGAAGGAUGGGCACCCCGUGUGCUUCGACACCUCCAACGAGGAUGACUGCAACUGGAUGAUGCUGGUGCGGCCGGCGGCGGAGCCUGGCCACCAGAACCUGACCGCCUUCCAGCACGGCAGCGACGUCUACUUCACCACCUCGCGCGACAUCCCCCCUGGCACCGAGCUGCGCGUGUGGUAUGCGGCCUUCUACGCCAAGAGGAUGGACAAGCCGAUGCUGCGGCAGGCCUGCCCCGGGCUCCCUGCUGCAGGCACCCCGGAAAACAGCGCCCCGGCCGAGUCGGAGCCCAGCCAGUGGGUGUGUAAGGUGUGUUCCGCCACCUUCCUCGAGCUGCAGCUGUUGAAUGAGCACCUGUUGGGCCACUUGGAACAAGCCAAAAGCGCCCCCCCAGCUGGCCAGCAGGAGCCGGCUCCCGAGAAGGAAGCCGACGCGCCCCGCGGGGAGCCUCCCUCCCUUCCCAAGAGUGUGGGUACCACCAAAGAGCAGAAGAAAAAGCCUCGAAGGGGAAGAAAACCCAAAGCAUCCAAACCGGAGCAGCCUCUAGUCAUUGUGGAAGGCAAGGAGCCAGCAGAGCAAGUGGCAGAGAUCAUGACCGAGGUGGAGCCUGUGACCGCCACGCCGGACGAGCGGAUCAUGGAGCUGGUGCUGGGGAAGCUGGCCACCACCGCCAGCGACGCCGGCUCCGUGCCCAAGUUCCCCCAUCAUCAGAGCGGCACCAUCACCCUCAAGAGGAGCCUCAUUCUCUCCAGCCGACACGGCAUCCGGCGAAAGCUGGUCCGGCAGCUCGGGGAGCACAGGCGGGUCUACCAGUGCAGCAUCUGCAGCAAGGUCUUCCAGAACAGCAGCAACCUGAGCAGGCACGUGCGCUCACAUGGUGACAAGCUGUUUAAAUGUGAGGAAUGUGCAAAGCUGUUCAGCCGCAAGGAGAGUCUGAAGCAGCACGUUUCCUACAAGCACAGCAGGAACGAGGUGGACAGUGAGUACAGGUACCGGUGCGGCACCUGCGAGAAGACCUUCCGCAUCGAGAGCGCCCUGGAGUUUCACAACUGCAGGACAGAUGACAAGACGUUCCAGUGUGAGAUGUGUUUCAGAUUCUUCUCCACCAACAGCAACCUUUCCAAGCACAAGAAGAAGCAUGGGGACAAGAAGUUUGCUUGUGAAGUCUGCAGCAAGAUGUUCUACCGCAAGGACGUCAUGCUGGACCACCAGAGGAGGCACCUGGAAGGAGUGCGGCGGGUGAAGAGAGAAGACGUGGAGGCUGGCGGCGAGAACCUGGUCCGCUACAAGAAGGAGCCGUCAGGAUGCCCGGUGUGCGGCAAGGUGUUCUCCUGCAGGAGCAACAUGAACAAGCACCUGCUGACCCACGGCGACAAGAAGUACACCUGUGAGAUCUGCGGGCGCAAGUUCUUCCGUGUGGACGUGCUCAGGGACCACAUCCACGUCCACUUCAAGGACAUCGCGCUAAUGGAUGACCACCAGAGGGAAGAGUUUAUUGGCAAGAUUGGGAUCUCCUCGGAGGAAAAUGAUGACAAUUCUGACGAGAGCGCAGACUCGGAGCCUCACAAGUACAGCUGCAAAAGAUGUCAGCUCACCUUUGGCCGCGGGAAGGAGUACCUGAAGCACAUCAUGGAGGUGCACAAGGAGAAGGGCUACGGCUGCAGCAUCUGCAACCGCCGCUUUGCCCUGAAGGCCACUUACCACGCCCACAUGGUCAUCCAUCGCGAGAACCUGCCGGACCCCAAUGUGCAGAAGUACAUUCACCCCUGCGAGAUAUGCGGGCGGAUCUUCAACAGCAUCGGGAACUUGGAGCGGCAUAAGCUCAUCCACACAGGUGUGAAAAGCCACGCCUGUGAGCAGUGUGGGAAGUCCUUCGCCAGGAAGGACAUGCUGAAGGAGCACAUGCGCGUGCACGACAACAUCCGCGAGUACCUGUGCGCCGAGUGCUGGAAAGGCAUGAAGACCAAGCACGCGCUGCGCCACCACAUGAAGCUGCACAAGGGCAUCAAGGAGUACGAGUGCAGGGAGUGCCACCGCAAGUUCGCGCAGAAGGUCAACAUGCUCAAGCACUACAAGCGGCACACGGGGAUUAAGGAUUUCAUGUGCGAACUGUGCGGAAAGACGUUCAGUGAGCGGAACACGAUGGAGACCCACAAGCUCAUCCACACGGUGGGCAAGCAGUGGACGUGCUCCGUGUGUGACAAGAAGUAUGUCACCGAGUACAUGCUGCAGAAGCACGUGCAGCUCACCCACGACAAGGUGGAGGCACAGAGCUGCCAGCUGUGUGGGACCAAGGUGUCCACCAGGGCCUCCAUGAGCCGACACAUGAGGCGCAAGCACCCCGAGGUCCUGGCUGUGAGGAUCGACGACCUGGACCACCUGCCAGAGACCACAACCAUCGACGCCUCCUCUAUUGGCAUCGUCCAGCCCGAACUGAGUCUAGAGCAGGAAGAUCUGGCCGAAGGCAAGCAUGUGAAAGCCGCCAGGAGGACUCACAAGAGGAAACAGAAGCCAGAGGAGGCGGCGGCGGCAGUGGCAGGGGCCACGGGGCCCGAGGAUGCCACCUUCAGCGAGUACCCGGAGAAGGAGGCCACGUUCUCGGGCGGCGUGGGUGACGAGACGGACUCCGCUGUGCAGAGCAUCCAGCAGGUGGUGGUGACACUGGGUGACCCCAACGUGACCACCCCAUCCAGCUCCGUCGGCCUGACCAACAUCACCGUAACCCCCAUCACCACUGCGGCCGGCACUCAGUUCACCAACCUCCAGCCAGUGGCAGUCGGGCACCUCACCACCCCGGAGCGCCAGCUGCAGCUGGACAACUCCAUUCUGACCGUGACCUUUGACACGGUCAGCGGCUCUGCCAUGUUGCACAACCGCCAGAACGACCUCCAGAUCCACCCCCCACCCGAAGCCUCGAACCCACAGUCUGUGGCACACUUCAUCAACCUGACCACCCUGGUCAACUCCAUCACGCCCCUGGGGGGCCAGCUCGGGGAGCAGCACCCGCUCACCUGGCGGCCGCAUCCAGGGGUCGUUUUCCUCCUGCUCCCUGGCUGCCUGGUGCUCUUCCAUGGGGACCGGUGGCCACAGUCCACCCAGUACCCCUCAAGGGAGAAACUGAAGGCAGACAGCCCAGCCGCCCACCCACCAGGAGGUGGCCCAAGCCACGGCACCAUGCUGCCCACUGCCGUCCCGACCCAGAGACCCAGGAGGCAGAGCCAGGUCACCGCCACCCAUACUGACGGCAGUGCCUGGUACAAGAAUCUGCCACGUGGGUGA